Molecule: messenger RNA, 1128 nt
Organism: Iphiclides podalirius (scarce swallowtail)
Lineage: Eukaryota; Metazoa; Arthropoda; Insecta; Lepidoptera; Papilionidae
Source: the annotation of a GenBank genome assembly
AUGUUUACUAAAUCUAAAGUGCAGUUUCAGGAUCAACAAAUCGAUGACUAUUUGCUUGAGAACUCAGUACUCAAAAGCAAGCUACAAAGUAAGGUUGAUGCUUUAGCUAUUAUGAAUAUGGAACUAGACAAAUGCAACAUGGAGCGUGACAAAUACAAAAUGUUAGUUGAGCAAUUACAGCAUAAGGAGCCAUCUUCUGGGGGCAUGAACCAUAACAUUUGUAGGUUUACACUAACAAAUGACAUAAGUGCAAAUGAAAUACUUACUUCCACCAGAGACCACAAUUGUGAAUUAAAAGUAAAGAUUGAGACUUUACAAAAUAAAUUAGAAGAAGCAAAUGGUGACAUAUUGGCUUUAAGAAAACAAUUACAGAAAGAAUCAUUAAAUGAUAAUAAAAAUAAUGAAAUAAAAAAGCUUUCACAGAGUUCACCUCAAAAAGAUUAUGAACAGUUAGUACAAAGCCUGGAAAGCAUACAAAAUAAAUAUAAACAACUGCAGUUAGAUUAUGGAACAACAUUAGAUGAAAAAGAGGAACUUGUUGCUGACCGUGACUACUAUAAAAGCAAAGUCAAUCGCUUAAAUCACCAUAUAAGUUACAUACUCUCUAAUGAAAACAAAGAUUCCAAUCCGCAUAAAUCCAUAGUUGACAUAGAUGCUUUAGUCAUGGAAAACAAAUACCUGCAUGAAAGAAUAACACAGUUGCAAGUAGAAAAAGAAAUCAUUAAAAGAACUCUUACCAAAUACAAGACAUUGCUUGACAACAGAGAAAAUGGUGAUCAUGUAAAUUUAAAAAAAGGCUUUGCUGAUGUCAUGACACAAAAACAAGUUAGAGAAUAUUUGAAUAUCAACACAAAAACAGGACUUAAAAGAAGUUCAGCUGCAGAAUUGAAAUCAUUAUGUUUAGGCUUGAUUGAAGCAUUAAAUGACAAAUCUAUAGCUUUACAACACCAAAGAAAGACAAAUCAUGAGGAGGAAUUCAAUAAAAACAAUGAAGACAACCAGUCUAAGGAAUUUGCAGAAUACGAAAAUGGCAGUGAAGAUAAUAAAAAAUUUAUUACGAAGACAGUUUUACCUUUGGAAUUGGAACAGUUGGUUAAAGAAGCUCUUGCUGAUUUAAAGCCAAUUCAG